AGCCAAACAUCAUGUCUGGUUGACUUUCGCGCUUCGUUCCUCUUUCAAUUCGCGGCAAGUCAAGAGUUCAUACCACAUGAUCAUUACCAAAAUGUGGAAAGCAAACUGACUACUCUUAUUUGAACUCUGUAUAAUGGAGACUGGAGUACAUCUACGAUUUUAAACAUGGCAGCGAAGUGGCAGACGACAUUGGGCUGUCAUGAAGUGACGCUAAAGAAUAAAUGUGAAGUACGGCAAAUUGUCACCAAAACGUGUCCAGUUCAAAGUAAAAAUUAUUCAUUAAGCUACUAGUAUGUCAACAGAUUCAUCUAGUGAGAAUAUUGACGAACUUACAGAAAAGAACUUGGAAUCCCUGUUACUGGAAGAUGAAGGAUUUAUAGAUUUUUUUAACAAUUUCCUGGCAUUACCAUGCUUUGCAGAGCGUCUCCACUACAACUCAGAACUUGAAGUUUUUGAGGAAUUUAUUGAAAAAUUAGCUGAUGAUGUAGGUAAAGGAGAUGCCAAGGCUGCAUCACAGCUGCGUCAAUUCACACAUUGUGAAGGAACAAUCUAUAAUGUGGCUGCCAAUCAAUCGCGUAUUGGUUAUUAUGUGACUGUACUUGAUAAGGUACAGGGCCUGGAAUUUGUAAAGAAGCACAGACUGCAUCUUUUCCUUAGAAGUGAGCUUUAUGCUGAAUACAAACUGACCAAACACCUUUCAGCUGUCCAGGAGUCGUUCUUCCGCGAAUUGCACUCAGAAAGUUCAGAGGAUGAUGAUAGUGGAGUCGAAGAAGCCGCCAGUUUCCACCCCGCAAGUCGAAAACGGAGUGUUGUCAGUUUCAAUUUAACUCCUUCCUUGGGCGAAGCGCCAUCCCCCGAUGCAGAUAGGGACGCUGAAAAUGAAGGAAUUAUGUACCUACCAACCAAUGUGCGAUCCAUUGACGAGACCUUCGAUGCCUGGCACGAGUCUUUUAAACGUACAGAGAGCCGUGCUAGUAUGUUUAGCAGCGGAGAGGGGAGCUACCGUCUGCACACUCCUCAGAUUAUGGAAGAAGACGAAUCUCUAGAGACACGAUCAAGUUCGAGUUGUUUCAGCCCUAAGGAGAGCGAAUCCUCUGCUUCAAACAACGCUAGGCCUGUUUCAGGAUUGAGCAUUGCUAGUGAUAAUACUGAGAAGGCGCUGAGUCCUGCGGAGCCUAUCUCUAGGAUCAGUUCGGCGAGUACUGUAUCUAUUUUCCUAGAAAAUCAAAGUUCGUUUGUUUUAAACCAAGAAGAAUCAAAUGCUUGUGAUCUAGAUUCGGAAAAGAGUGGGAAUCGUCCUGGCGUGGGUGAAUUGACGCGCAGUUUGUCUUCAGCGCUGAGUUUUAUAGCCGAGCAUGGGAAAGUGACAGGGAACUCUUCUGUCCCAGGAGGCAUCAUUGGUGAACCAGAUUUAGGGGAACAAGAAGACGCAACGGGGAAAGAAGAUAGCAAAAGCAAAAAAGAUUUCGUUGUCGAAGAAGUGGGUAGUGCAGAGCGAGAAAGCAUUUCUUCAAGAGAAGAGACAGGAAGAGAUAACAUACCAUCCAGGAAUAAAGAUUCUUUUGUAGGUUCCGAGCUAAUUAAGGAGCACGAAAACUCAUUUUCUAAGGAAAGUGUUGAGGAGAAUCUUUCGAAGACUGAGAAAGAGGGGUAUCCCAUAGAAUGCGCGUCUAUAACUGUUGGUAGUGCGGUUGAAAAUACUUUACUUGACUGUGCCCAGUCUAAAAUGGAUAUUGGAAAUUCUGAUAGUGGUGUUGUUAAAGAGCCUUUGAUAACAGAUUUCGGGGUACAAAUCAAAAGUGGUAAUGAAGAUACUACGGAAAGUCUGGAUGGAGAACAAGUGCCAAGUAUUAGUGUAGAAGUUACGUGCAGUAAUGAAGAAGAAACUCUUGAUAAGGAAACUGCUUUGAACGACGACGCGGUUGAUUCAAAUUCUGUAGCUGACUCCAUCAGCGAAGAAAAUUCUGGAUCGGUCGCCGCGCGCGAGGAAUUUUCUCAGAACACUGAAGAUAUUUCUGGCAUAGAAGAAAAGACGUUUGUUUUGAAUGCACCUGAUUAUUCUGGGCAAGUAGAGGAGAAUUUAGGUGGAAAGGACGAAAAGAGAGAUAUUUCAGGAACAAAGAGAGACGGGGUGAAACCAACUGUUUCAGACGAGGAUUGUCUUCAUUGUAAAAAUGCAAAACACAGGAAUGUAUCUCCAACUUUGGGCAAGGACGCCUCAGUUGGAGAACGUAGCACAUCAAAUAAGGAGGAGCCAAAGCAGGCGAACUUAUCGGCUUUAGGUUCUGAACCUGGAGAGACAAGGUCAGUUGAUGAGUUUAGUGAACAGAGAAGCGCUCAGAGUGAAAGUAUAGCUGAAGAAAAUUCGAACACAGGAAUAUCAACUUUAUCAGAAGUGGUUGUGGACGUUGAGCAUAACAAUAAACAAAGUUCGUUUCAGAAUCGUGAGAAUGACGUUGGUGAGGACACAGAGAUAGUGGGUGAUGAAAACGAAUCUAAAACACAAGAUUUCCUAGGAGAAGAAUCCUUUCCAGGAAAAGAUUCUGAUGAGGACGACAAUGACUGCGAAGAAGACGACGGAGCAGGUUACACAACCGAGGCAAGCGCGACAACUCUUCAAGGAAUCCAAGGCAUCUUCGGGUCCAGACGACGUAGCAGUUUGGCGGCUACUUCGGUUGGUUUCGACGUUGGAGAUGAAUCGGCGUUCAGCGACUACGGUUCUGAGCUGGAGGACAAACCGUAUGAUUUGGCCACCAAAGAAGGUUUCGAUAUGUUCAGAGAGUUCCUUUUGGAGACCAGUGGGGAGAAGCUGUUGCAGUUUUGGUUGGAAGUCGAGUGUGGAAAAUACUUGGAAAAUGACGAUGAAAGAAACAGAUUGGUACAGUCUCUGCGUGACAGGUUUUGGAAAAGUGGAGGAAUUUACGAGUUCUCUGCAGGUACUAAAUCAAGAUUAAAUUUGGUGGAUGCAUCGACAUUGACUUUCGACAGGUUGUUUUUCAUUCAACCCGACGUACUCAGACCACUGCUAAGUUACUGGUGUAUACGUUUUAAUAUGCAUCAGCAACGUGUUUCUCACUCUCACGACCAAGAUUACAACAGAAUGUUACAAGACAGGCUAAAAUCAUGUUUUGGACGUCAGAUCGCAUCAUCAAACCUUCCGCAAGUCCCUGAGCACGUGGGUCUGUCCCAAGUUCUCUCGAGCAAAACUUUGGCCCGGCCCCAAAGUAGCUUUGUUAAGAACCGGCCUGUAACUCAGCACCAGACUUCUAGACCUCAAGUACGAGCCAAAUCUGCCCAUCCACGGCUUUUGCAAGCGAAUAAGUAUUGUCAUACGAAUGCAAGUACCACGCAAUUACAGAAUAUUAUUGCUCCUGUGAGGACAGGAUACGGGUUUGAGCAACCCCCAGGACCGUCCUUUCCUGUUGAACCUGAACCAGACUAUGCAUCCUCCGUCAGGCUCUUUAUCAACCCCGUGCCCUCCCCAGAUAGUAAAAUUCAGAGAAUGAUGAGGACGCUCCACCGAACUUCUAGUUAUGUUGAGAGUUCUAAGCCGGCUCUCGUCAGAGAGACUGGGUCCAAGACCGCUGCUAUGAUGGAUUCCUUGAUACAGGGACUGAUUUACGAACGGCAGACUGGGGACUACUUCAAAUUGUUUUUGCAGAAAUCAGGAAACGAGACCUGGAUGAACUGCUUGGCCUUUUGGAAGUCUCUUCAAGAGUACAACGCGUACUUUUUUGCCCAUUCUCUCAAUCCUUCCCUGUUGACAAGGAAGGCACGGACAAUGUACGCCAAUUUCAUCGUAUCAGGCAGCGCACAAGAUGUUCAAGUGCACAGGGACAUCCAGGUGCAGGUACAUAAGGAACUGGAGCCACCGUAUGAGGAGCUUUUCGACGCAGUCGAGGAGCAUGUUCUGCAUUCACUUUUGGAACCCUGGCAGAUGCAUAUAGACCAAGAAAAAAGCCUGUUCAAUGCAGAGGUAUCCACACAACAGACCUUGAGGCAUAUUGAAAUUCAAGUCGUGGCUAAACGAAGACAGAGCAUUACUUCAACUCGUGGGGGGCUCGAUGCGGCCGAAGAGGACCACGAAAAAGAACGAAUUUCAGUAGAAGAAGCCAACAGACCUUUCCCUGUUCCAAAGGACGGAAUCACGUUUGAAUCAGUUAUAAAAGACAGAGAAGAAGUGGAACACUUCAAAGAAUUCCUGAACAAGAAACAUAACAGAGGUAUCAAAGAUCUCAUGGCUUGGACAGACAUGGAAACUUUUCGCCGCGUUCCCCGAUUCAUGGAAGAGAAACGCGACCAGAAAGCCAGAGAGAUUCGUGACAACUGGCUCGGUAAAAAGUACUUCUUUGGAACUGACAGCCCUGCUACAAGAAAUGGUCAAAACUUGAUAAUGAACUUAAACGGGGGGCGCCCGAUAAAGGAACGACCGCAGUCGCCAGUUAUACUCGAAAGCCAGAAGUUUGUUCGUGCGCGAAUUGAGCGCCGAUGGUUGAUGUUAUUCAAACAAACGGCCGAAUUUCUAGAAAGGCAAAAACCUCGCACAGUUAGCGUGCCUGAGAUGGUAGAGGACAUCAUGUUGAAGAGGCGACUGCAAAGAAGUGAAGCCGCUUGGAAGAUUUUAAACAGCAGGUGGGUAUCUUCGUCACGUGACGUGGUGGCUUUACGUCAGACGCUACUCAAUCCCAGUCACGCUGCCGAAUUCACGGCUUUUGUCGCAAUGAAGGGCGACACGCUGGAAAGUAAUGUUCAAUUUUGGCUCGAAGUUCAGAAAUUCAAGGAUUUAUGUCACGCGCAUGCUCAACAGGCCUUAAUCCAACGCAAAAUUCAAACCAUUGUAGACUGUUUUCUGAACUCGGCUAUUGCUCCUGAGCUGCAGAUCGAUAUUCCCAUUGAGAUGGCAGAGAAGCUGAUGGAAAGGCUUUCGGGGAGGAAUCAUUCAAUUCAUCCUUAUGUCUUCAGAGAAGCACAGAUGACGGUUUUUCGAGUUCUUUUUAACCACUGGAAAGAGUUCAUAACUCACCGGAGUAAAAUACCAGAGGGCGAAGAUCCAAGGGAACACUUUGCUGAAAUGUUGAGGAGACAUAGGACUGACACCAAGUCCAAGAAGGACGCCAGUGAACGGAGGAGACUGGCGCGACUCAGUGCUGAAAGAAAAAAGAAAGAAAAGGAGGAGCGAGAAAAGAAGCGCAUUGAAGAUCUGUCAAGUUUGUUUAGUACGGAUACAGCCACCUAUUUUUACACGGAAGAGGAUGAUCUACGCUCUUGGUGUUACUCCAAGCACUUAGUGGAACAGGAGAGGCAGGAACACAACAAGCGGCUUAGAGAACAAGGAAUUAUUGUCCCGGAGGAAGAACUCGUGGAAGAAAAAGAGGAGACAAAGAGUCGUCGCUCUCGCGUGUCCAUGGCGAAGUUCUCUAGUUUUGGCAAGAAAGUUCAUGACACAGCCAGUGACAAGAAAAGCAGUGAAGGAUCUUCGAAGAGACUUCAAGCAAAGCUUGGAAACCUUAAAAAGAACACACAUGGUCAGGUGUCUCCAUCCUCAGCCAGGCGUGGUUCUGCUGUGUCUACAGUUGUGUCAGUCACCCGCCGGAAUUCUGGCGUAUCGCUUACGCUGUCACGCAAGGAUGACAAAAUGAGCAUGACAACAGUAAGUAAAGAUGACAAAGGUGUCGCAAAAGGAGAAGAAAAAAUCACUCUCCCAAAAGAUUCGCAAGAGGAAAAGAAAAAUCAAGGAACAAGCUCUGAGAUUCAAGUGAUUCCGAUAACUUCACCAGACACACUGCAACCUCAUAGCGAAGGUAAAUUGUUACCGCAGCGAUCACGCAACUCCAGGCGACUUCUACUUGGAAAACAGCUACCGAAAUCCACUGGAAAGAAACGAGUUCCCUUAGAUGCUAUUUCUUGUAUUAGUGACUACAGUGUUUUGAGUAACAUCGAGUUUCAACCUCGGGUGACAUCGCCAGGGAAACAUGGUCAGCCGGGAGGGACCUCUCUGCUUACGUCCAAAUCUCUCAAGGACUUCACAAACUCGCCUGAAGGAGCUCAACUCUCGAUGCCUUUACCGCUGGUCAGAAUUACGUCAGCAUCUCAUCUUGAAAAGUCGGACACCGACGGCUCAAUCGGAGAUCUGUCGCCAUUAUACUACAAACCGCGUCCUAUGGCCCAGAGCCUGAAGAAGUCACCCAUCAGGCCGGGAAGGAGAAAGGGCCUGGGACUCACUAAAGAAGAAGUACAGAUAAAACCGGAUGUAAUUGUGAACUAACUUACGAACGUUCUUUUUAUUUU
Messenger RNA from Stylophora pistillata, 6288 nucleotides. RefSeq lists its product as uncharacterized. Gene Ontology annotation, molecular function: G-protein alpha-subunit binding. Gene Ontology annotation, biological process: regulation of signal transduction. NCBI's taxonomy places the organism in Eukaryota, Metazoa, Cnidaria, Anthozoa, Scleractinia, Pocilloporidae. The record is from RefSeq and is a predicted model, not a curated record. Gene Ontology annotation, cellular component: nucleus; cytoplasm.